AUGUCAUAUCAUCCUCAAACAAGUGGACAAGCUGAGGUAUCUAAUAGAGAAAUAAAGCAAAUCUUUGAAAAGACGGUGAGUGUGAAUAGAAAAGAUUGGGCUGCAAAGCUAGAUGAUCCUUUGUGGGCAUAUAGAACUGCAUACAGAAUGCCAUUUGGGGCGUCGUCGUAUAGGCUAUUUUAUGGGAAGGCAUGUCACUUGCCUGUUGAACUUGAACACAAAGCAUAUUGGGCCAUUAAGAAGUUAAAUAUGGACCUUGAAGUUGCGGGCGAGACAAGACUCUUACAGUUGAAUGAGAUUAUAAGCAUAAGAGGCAAAGCCAUGGGAAGAGUGCAAAAGCAAGUUAGAUGGUACAUUGGAGAUGCAACUGGAGCAAAGUAA
Nicotiana tabacum (common tobacco) is the source of this 381-nucleotide messenger RNA. The record is from RefSeq and is a predicted model, not a curated record. Lineage: Eukaryota; Viridiplantae; Streptophyta; Magnoliopsida; Solanales; Solanaceae.